Messenger RNA from Macroventuria anomochaeta, 2594 nucleotides. Its product is annotated as sulfate permease 2. Gene Ontology annotation, cellular component: membrane. The transcript is spliced from 3 exons. Gene Ontology annotation, molecular function: secondary active sulfate transmembrane transporter activity. The record is from RefSeq and is a predicted model, not a curated record. The coding region runs from base 1 to 2376 and encodes 791 amino acids. NCBI's taxonomy places the organism in Eukaryota, Fungi, Ascomycota, Dothideomycetes, Pleosporales, Didymellaceae. Gene Ontology annotation, biological process: transmembrane transport.
AUGGCAUCAGCUGGGCGCGGCGUGGCCAAGGCCCUUGGUAUCAACGUCGAUUACCGCAAGGAGGCAGACCCUCUCGAGAACUCGGGCGCACUGUCAGUAUCUUCAGUCGACACCUACGUUGAGCGGGAGCCUACUGUCGUCGAGUGGCUCUCCAAGUUCACUCCUUCAUUCACGGCACUCAAGCGCUACUUUCGUAGCUUGUUCCCCUUCAUUGACUGGAUCUUCCACUACAACUUGACAUGGCUCUUCGGCGAUAUUAUCGCUGGCGUAACGGUCGGCUUCGUUGUAAUUCCUCAGGGUAUGGCAUAUGCCUUGUUGGCACAAUUGCCAGCUGAGUAUGGUUUGUACACCAGCUUUGUCGGCUUCAUUCUCUACUGGGCAUUCGCAACAUCCAAGGACAUUACCAUCGGUACUGUAGCUGUGAUGUCUACGAUCGUUGGAAACAUCGUUGUCAAGGUGCGGAAAGAGCAUCCCGAAAUGACGGCUCCCGAGAUCGCGAGGGCUUUAUCCGUCGUUGCUGGCUCCGUUCUGCUCUUCAUCGGUCUUACCCGCCUCGGUCGCAUCGUCGAACUGAUUCCCUUGGUUGCCAUCACUUCGUUUAUGACUGGUGCGGCUAUCAGCAUCGGAGCAGGUCAGGUACCAGCUCUUAUGGGUAUCACUGGUGUGAAUAACCGUGGCCCAACCUACCUCGUCAUCAUCGAUACUCUCAAAGGUCUCCCACAAACGAAGCUGGACGCGGCAAUGGGCUUAAGCGCUCUAGCUCUUCUCUACCUCAUUCGAUUCUUCUGCAACUUCAUGGCAAAGAAGCAACCUUCCAAGAAGAAGCUCUGGUUCUUCAUCAACACUCUGCGUAUGGCUUUCGUCAUCCUCCUGUACAUUAUGAUCAGUUAUGUCGCCAAUCGCCACGUCAAGGACGCAAAGAAAGCCAAGUUCAAGCUCCUAGGCAAGGUUCCUCGUGGUUUCCAACAUGCCGGCGCACCAAAGAUGAAUAACGAAAUCCUGUCCGCUAUCGCUCCUGAUAUCCCUGUCACGAUCAUCGUCUUGAUCCUCGAACACAUCGCUAUCUCAAAAUCAUUCGGCCGCAUCAACAACUACGUCAUCAACCCAUCUCAGGAGCUCGUAGCCGUUGGUUUCACGAACGUGAUUGGACCCUUUCUGGGCGCUUACCCUGCCACCGGUUCCUUCUCACGUACCGCUAUCAAGUCCAAGGCUGGUGUCCGUACGCCUCUCGCUGGUAUCUUUACUGCCAUUAUUGUUCUCUUGGCUUUGUAUGCCCUAACUGCUAUGUUCUUUUAUAUCCCUAUGGCGAGUUUGUCGGCCAUCAUUAUCCACGCUGUUGGUGAUCUCAUCACGCCACCCAACGUCGUGUACCAGUUCUGGGAGACUUCGCCCCUUGAGGUGGUCAUCUUCUUUGCCGGUGUGUUUGUGACUAUCUUUACGAACAUUGAGAAUGGCAUCUACGUCACAAUUGCGGCUUCCUUUGCGUUGUUGCUGUGGCGCCAGCUCUUCACUCACGGCCAGGUGCUGGGCAAGGUCCGCGUCUACCGUGCCACUCCAGAUUCGAUCGCCCGCAAGGAGGACGGCGCCUUUGCUUCCAACGCCCUGAACGCUGCCCGCGAAGCCUAUGUUCCCGUUAACCGUCAAGAUGGCACAAACCCGAACGUCGACAUCGAAUCUCCAUAUCCCGGUAUUCUUAUCUUCCGCUUCAGCGAGGGCUACACAUAUCUCAAUCAGCAGGGCUACAUGGAUGAGUUGGUCAAGCAUGCGCAAACUAUUGCCAGGCCUACAACUCUUGACCGCUAUGCGAAGUUGGGUGAUCGCCCAUGGAACGACCCUGGCCCACGUCGUGGUCAGCAGGUGAACGUGGAUGACAACCGCCCCAUCCUGCGCGCUAUCAUUCUAGAUUUCAGUGCAGUUAACAAUGUUGAUGUCACUUCGGUACAGGGUCUUAUUGAUGUUCGUGCUCAGCUAGACCGCUAUGCUGCUCCUGAGAGCGUUGAGUGGCACUUCGCAUCGAUCAACAGCCGCUGGACCAAGCGUGCUUUGACUACUGCCGGCUUUGGCUACAUCGAUCGCGAGCGCUUUGCAUCUCGCCAACACUGGAACCCAGUGUACAGCUAUGCACCCUUGGACACACCCAGCCCCAAGGCCGGAGACGUCGAGUCUCAGGAUGAGAUUCAGACUGUCGGCGGACAGAAAGGUUUCAGUGGCAAGGUCUCCACACUCCACGGACAAAACAGGCCGUUCUUCCACAUCGAUGUACCGGCUGCCGUUGAGAGUGCGAUUUCCGGUAUUGAGCAGAAGUUGGCGCACGUGAGCACCGAUAGCUCUGAGAAGAACCUUGGUCACACUGAGCUUUCCACAAAGCAAGCAUAGAGACCCUCUGAGCGUAAUGUAUUUGUCUUUGAUAGAUUUUAGUUAUCCUUCACUAUACCACGAUAGCCUUGUAAUAUUUUCUUUCCUGCUCUUGUUCAUAGCCCUGCGUCCCCGUAGCGAACUGCUCGUGAACGUAUCCGUGCUCUCCAGUGAAUGCCUUCUGCUCUUGAUAAGCCCAAUACCGAUAUGUUCGGGACGCCAAUCAUAGCUUGAUGUUC